Molecule: messenger RNA, 1726 nt
Organism: Anopheles marshallii
Lineage: Eukaryota; Metazoa; Arthropoda; Insecta; Diptera; Culicidae
Exons: 3
Coding region: 161-1726 (521 amino acids)
Source: RefSeq, a predicted model, not a curated record
AGUGAUUUGCGCCCUGGUGCUCGGUCUGUUCGGCGUGUUUCGCUGCCUGCGUGCGACGACUACCACGCGAGCAACCACCGAAGCGCUGACGCUGCCGAUCCAGUUUAUCGCCGACGAUCUUGCUCCUCUAAACGCCAACUUGAACCACCUGCCGGUACCCAUGCUAUCGGUACAGUCACCGGGCUGCGCGGGGAUGGAGCGGCUCGGCGUUCCUGCCCGCGGUUCCAUCGGAUCACCACCAAUAAGGAAUGAACGGGCGGGCUUCCAUCACCAACAGCAGGCACAGCAGCAGCAGUCACAGCAGCAGCAGCAUCAGCAACAGCAGCAUCCCCAGCAACAUCAACCAUCGAACCAGCAGAACCACCACCGCCAUCACCAUCACCAGUAUCACCAGCAGACGUCACCGACGGAUCAGCACCUAAGGUUUAGCAGCGACCUGAUACUGAGCAGCAGCACCAGUAGCAACUUUCGGAGCAACCACAAUCAAUCCUAUCUACUCAUUCCGCAUCAACCGAACGCACUAGGUGGUAGUGGGGGCGGUGGUGGUAGCAGUGGCAGUAAUAGCAUCAACUACAAAACCCACUACAGCAAUAGUUCGUACGGUGGCAGCAGCAUCGGUAGCACCGGUACCACUAAUCCCAUCACCACCAACUUCCCGCACUGCACCUACCAUGUGCCGCUGCCGGACGGAGAAUAUGGACCGGAUCGAGAUCUGCAAAUAAGGACACCGUGCCAGCAAUCGGAAAUACCUCGAACGUACGUAAAAGCCCCACCGAAUAAGACCGUGCGUGAUGUUCCCGUGCAGUAUCAGUCCACGGGUGGGAUCACCACGCACGGUACCACCAUGACCGCCGGUAUCGGCACCGGUACCGGCCACGUCAACUCGAUGGUCGACCUGGCCAGCUAUUACGGUGGUGCGAAGACAAUCGGACGACCGGUCGACGGUGGUCGACUGGCGGCGACCGCACCCGGUCCCAGCUUAGGUGGGAGCGGCACCUGCCAGCAGAAAUCGGUGGACAAACUUCAGAAGAUUUUCCGGUUUUUGCCAGGUAAAGCAACUAAAUCUUCUACCCCAUCGUCAUCGGCGUCAUCGUCGUCGUCGUCGUCCUCUUCUUCUUCCUCCACCUCCUCCUCAUCCAGUAGCAGUAAAGGUACUAGUAAUACAAAUAAUAACAAUCAUCAAGGGACGAACGCGAGCUUCGGUGGUUUGCAACCGCCGGCCCAUCCGGGCAGCCACAGCAGCAGCACCGGCAGUCUCAACAACAACAGCGGCAGCACCAUCGCCGGGGGCGGUGGAAUCAUCGCCAGUGGUAGCGUCAUAAGUAGCAUAAGCGGAUCCUAUGGACCUAAUAGCGUUAGUAGCAGCAUUGGUUGUAGCAAUCACGUCAACAACAAUCGCGUCGGGUGCGGUAGCGCUGCCGGCAACAUUCGAGUUGAUGGUCGCGGUGGCUUAAGUUUAGCAACGGCCGGUGCCGGUAUACACAAUCACAACCAACACUAUCGAUCUCCACCGGUGGCUGUAAGUUCCUUAGGCUCGCCGUCCGCAGCCACGCUCUCAUCACCAACGUCCUCCUCCUCUUCUUCCUCCUCCUCCUCACCGGCGCCGUUGGCGUCUACCGUUGUGCGACAAUCCGGUGUCGACGUGAUCGUGCCCGGUUCAUCAUCUACCGGUCCGAUCGUUUCGGGAUCGAGUUCCGAUCCGGGACAUGCACCCUUCACGAUGUGA